UUUGAUAGAUUAAUAAUUAAUUUGUCAAAACAUCAUUCUGGUUCAAUGUGUGAUACAUGAUUCCAGUAAAAUUUGACUGUUCAAUAUUAUUUUAUAUCUAUUGUGUUAAUCUUUCAAAUAGCAGUUAGCUAUUUGAUAGUCACUUUAAACAAAUAAAUAAUGAGUGUGAAUGCUUUGCCACAAUUUGACAGGGAGUUGGAUUUGUCAAACACAGGUCGCGGUGUUUGGCUUGUAAAAGUUCCAAAGUAUAUAGCAAAUAAAUGGGAUAAAGCCCCUGGUGAGAUCGAAGUAGGUAAAUUAAAGAUAUCCCGUGUUCCCGGGCAAAAGGCACAAGUGCAGCUGUCCCUUUCCGAGGCUGUAUUAUGUCUGAAGGACCCAGGUGAACAAUCUAUACCCAAAGAACAUCGUCUUAAUGUAUCGAAUGUGACUCGACAAUCAUUGGGAGUUUUCUCCCAUGCAGGCCCUUCAAACACCGAUUCUGUGGUGCCAGAGGCUGAAAAACUGUAUAUGGAAGGUAGGAUAGUACAGAAGUUAGAGUGCAGACCAUAUGCUGACCCUACUUAUUACAAGCUCAAGUCUGAAUCUAUCAGGAAGGCGUCCAUGCCGCAAAGACAAGUGCAACAAUUAGAACGCAUAGUACAAACCUUUAAGCCAGUUUCAGAUCAUAAGCAUAAUAUUGAAUAUCAAGAAAAGAAGAAAGCAGAAGGUAAAAAGGCUCGCGAUGACAAAGAGGCUGUUCUUAAUGUUCUAUUUGCUGCGUUUGAAAAACAUCAGUAUUAUAAUAUAAAAGAUCUUCAAAAGAUCACUAAACAACCUAUUGUAUAUUUAAAAGAGAUACUUAAAGAAGUGUGUAACUAUAAUUUGAAGAACCCCCAUAAGAACAUGUGGGAGCUGAAACCGGAAUAUAGGCAUUAUAAACAGGAAGUACCAGUUGAAACAAAAGAAAGCAAGAACAGCUCUGAUAGUGAAUAAUUAUUUAUUAAUAGGUAUAAUUGACUAUGCAAAUGGUAAUGGUUCAUAUAAAAUAAUGCAUUAAAUAAAAUGGAUUUUAAAGUUA
Molecule: messenger RNA, 1057 nt
Organism: Pararge aegeria (speckled wood butterfly)
Lineage: Eukaryota; Metazoa; Arthropoda; Insecta; Lepidoptera; Nymphalidae
Gene: TfIIFbeta
Product: general transcription factor IIF subunit 2
Exons: 4
Coding region: 160-972 (270 amino acids)
Biological process (GO): transcription initiation at RNA polymerase II promoter; transcription by RNA polymerase II
Cellular component (GO): transcription factor TFIIF complex
Source: RefSeq, a predicted model, not a curated record